Messenger RNA from Myotis daubentonii (Daubenton's bat), 3520 nucleotides. It is a transcript of the gene RUNX1T1, whose product is annotated as RUNX1 partner transcriptional co-repressor 1. Gene Ontology annotation, cellular component: nucleus. NCBI's taxonomy places the organism in Eukaryota, Metazoa, Chordata, Mammalia, Chiroptera, Vespertilionidae. The record is from RefSeq and is a predicted model, not a curated record. Gene Ontology annotation, biological process: DNA-templated transcription; negative regulation of DNA-templated transcription. Gene Ontology annotation, molecular function: transcription corepressor activity.
UGCGGUGACGGCGCCCAGGGCGCGGGCGCGCGCGGCGGGGCUGGGGUGGGCGCUCCCCGCGCAGCGCGCGCGGUGCCCGCUCCCCGCCGGCGCCCGGCCGCCCCGCAGAUAAAUGCGGCGCCGGCCGCGAGCGUGAGCCAGGGCGGGCGAGGCCGGCGCGGACGCCGCCGGGGACCGUGGCGAGCCCCGCGCCCCGCAUCGCCUGCGUCUGCCGCCGCCGCCGCCGCAGCGAGGCGGAGGGAGGGCGCGAGGGGGGCGCGCGCGGUGCGGAGCCCCGCCAGCCUGGGGCGCUGCGUGGAGGCGGCCUUGGCGGACGUCCAGACCCCGGGCUCGGGCACCGCAGCUCGCCGUGCGCGGGACCGGCGGCCGCGGGCGCUCGGCGGCGGGACCGGGCGGCCUCCCGGCGAGCGCGCGGGGGCCAGUGGCCGCGGGUCCGGCGGCCUCGGGGGGGAGGCGGCGCCGCGCCCCGCCGGCCGGCCGAGACGACGGGAAGUUUUAUUGGCAGCUCGGAAGCCGUGGCGGAUGGUGGGACUCUCCGGCCCUGUGCAGUAUCGGACUGAGAAACACUCCACGAUGCCAGACUCACCUGUGGAUGUGAAGACUCCGUCCAGGCUGACUCCUCCCACGAUGCCACCUCCCCCGACAACUCAAGGAGCCCCGAGAACCAGUUCAUUUACACCAACAACGUUAACUAAUGGCACAAGCCAUUCACCCACAGCCUUGAAUGGUGCCCCCUCGCCGCCCAAUGGCUUUAGCAAUGGGCCUUCCUCUUCUUCCUCUUCUUCUCUGGCUAAUCAACAGCUGCCCCCAGCCUGUGGCGCCAGGCAACUCAGUAAACUGAAACGGUUCCUUACUACCCUGCAGCAGUUUGGCAAUGACAUUUCACCAGAGAUAGGAGAGAGAGUCCGCACCCUCGUCCUAGGACUGGUGAACUCUACUUUGACAAUUGAAGAAUUUCAUUCCAAACUGCAAGAAGCUACUAACUUCCCACUGCGACCUUUCGUCAUCCCGUUCUUGAAGGCGAACCUGCCCCUGCUGCAGCGCGAGCUCCUGCACUGCGCGAGGCUGGCCAAGCAGAACCCUGCCCAGUACCUCGCCCAGCACGAGCAGCUGCUUCUGGACGCCAGCACCACCUCCCCUGUGGACUCCUCCGAGCUGCUCCUCGACGUGAACGAGAACGGGAAGAGGCGGACUCCAGACAGAACCAAAGAAAAUGGCUUUGACAGAGAGCCUUUGCACUCAGAACAUCCAAGCAAGCGGCCAUGCACCAUUAGCCCCGGCCAGCGGUACAGUCCAAAUAACGGCUUGUCCUACCAGCCCAAUGGCCUGCCUCACCCCACCCCACCUCCACCUCAGCAUUACCGUUUGGAUGAUAUGGCCAUUGCCCACCACUACAGGGACUCCUAUCGACACCCCAGCCACAGGGACCUCAGGGACAGAAACAGACCUCUGGGGUUGCAUGGCACACGUCAAGAAGAAAUGAUUGAUCACAGGCUAACUGACAGAGAAUGGGCAGAGGAGUGGAAACAUCUUGACCAUCUGUUAAACUGCAUAAUGGACAUGGUGGAGAAGACCCGGCGCUCUCUCACGGUGCUGAGGCGGUGUCAGGAGGCGGACCGGGAGGAGCUGAAUUACUGGAUCCGGCGGUACAGCGACGCUGAGGACUUGAAAAAGGGCGGCGGCAGCAGCAGCAGCCACUCCCGGCAGCAGAGCCCCGUCAACCCGGACCCCGUGGCAUUAGAUGCACAUCGGGAAUUCCUUCACAGGCCUGCUUCUGGAUAUGUGCCAGAGGAGAUCUGGAAGAAAGCUGAGGAGGCCGUCAACGAGGUGAAGCGCCAGGCCAUGACCGAGCUGCAGAAGGCCGUGUCCGAGGCCGAGCGCAAAGCCCACGACAUGAUCACCACCGAGCGGGCCAAGAUGGAGCGCACGGUGGCCGAGGCCAAGCGGCAGGCGGCGGAGGACGCGCUGGCCGUCAUCAAUCAGCAGGAGGACUCCAGCGAGAGUUGCUGGAACUGUGGCCGCAAAGCGAGUGAGACCUGCAGCGGCUGCAACACGGCUCGAUACUGCGGCUCGUUUUGCCAGCACAAAGACUGGGAAAAGCACCACCACAUCUGUGGACAGACCCUGCAGGCCCAGCCGCAGGGGGACACGCCCGCCGUCAGCUCCUCGGUCACGCCCAGCAGCGGGGCCGGGAGCCCGAUGGACACCCCACCAGCAGCCACCCCGAGGUCAACCACCCCGGGGACCCCGUCCACCAUAGAGACGACCCCUCGCUAGAUGUGAACUCCGAACUGUCCAAGGAAACACAACACAACCAACACGAAACCAAUUCUUCAUCCUCAGAUGCUCGAAGUUCUUUUUGUUUGUUUGUUUGUGUGUAGAUGAACUUUCCUAUUGCAGUCCUUGAGCAAGAGAGAACCUACCCGGUAGGAAGACAGAGGGCCAGUCACGGGUCGUAAGGACUUCUUGUGGAUAACAAAGAUAAUCUCCUCCUUAGAGAACUGAAAAGAGAGCAGAGAAUAUAACAUGAAAUGAUAGAUUUGACCUCCUCCCUGUUAUUCGCCAGUAGCUGGGAUUUUAAACUAGAUGACCUCAUUAACCGAUGCUUUACCAAACAGCAAACCAAGAGAUUGCUAAUUGCUGUUGAAAGCAAAAUGCUAAGAUUAAGACACAGUGUUCCUGAUAUACAAUAAUGGGGGGGAAAAGAAAGAAAAAAAAAAAAAAGAGGAAAACCCUCCAGGGCAUGAGCAUUGGCUACAGUGGUAGACGUUUUAACAAGAAGAUGAAUGGCGUCCAUGGGUUGCUAACUGAACUCUGAAGACCCGCUACAAAACACCCAUAUGUGCAGCAUAUUGGAAGGAGAAACAGAUGUUCGUUUUCCCCCCCACCCCCAGUUUCUGAAAAGAAAUAAUAUCCAGGUCAACAGAAUGAAAAAUGAAAGAUGAUUUGCAGUGGGAUGUAUGGAUACAGCAGCAAAAGAAGGGGAAAAAAAGCCCUAAUACAAAAAGCUCCUUUACACACACACACACACACACACACACACACACACACACACACACACACAGGUUAAGAGAUUCAGCCUGCAGUUAAUUAGCAUUCUGGCAGCUCUGACAUCAGCCGGCUGCCCUAACUAACCCAUUCCACGUUUAUUCACUUUUGCGAGACUCCACAGAAUAAGACAUUGGGUCUGUUCCAGCUCAUUCAUUUUUAUAUUGAAAAAAUACUUUUUAAAAAAUGGUGGCUCCAGCUCCAGCCCCUUUCCAAAUUUUCAACCCUGCCCUGUUUAGAUUUUUUAAUUAAAGACGAGUAGUUCUCUUCGUGUGAAAACACUUCUGUCCUGUGAGGUUUCCAAUGGUGUUUUUCUUGUAAAUGUGUUGGACAAAUGUGAAGAUGCAUUGUAGUUUAACCAUACGCCCGCAUUUAGUCUCUUUAUUCCUAGUUGAUGAGAAACCUGUAUCUUUCUAUGCUGCUUUUAUAUCUAUAUGUAUUAGUGAUAUUUCUCUAGUAGUUCGGGUGGGGG